Lagopus muta (rock ptarmigan) is the source of this 3126-nucleotide messenger RNA. Its product is annotated as purine nucleoside phosphorylase-like. Lineage: Eukaryota; Metazoa; Chordata; Aves; Galliformes; Phasianidae. Gene Ontology annotation, cellular component: cytoplasm. Gene Ontology annotation, biological process: nucleoside metabolic process. The record is from RefSeq and is a predicted model, not a curated record. Gene Ontology annotation, molecular function: purine-nucleoside phosphorylase activity.
UGGGGCACUUAUGGGGCACUUAUGGGUCUGGGAUGUCACUUAUGGGGCACUUAUGGGUCUGAGGUUGCACUUAUGGGUCGCUAUGGGGCACUUAUGGGUCCGAGGUGGCACUUAUGGGUCACUAUGGGUCACUUAUGGGUCCGGGAUGCCACUUAUGGGUCACUUAUGGGUCCAGGGUGGCACUUAUGGAUCACUGUGUGGCACUUAUGGGGCACCUAUGGGUCUGGGAUGGCACUUAUGGGGCACUUAUGGGUCCGAGGUGCCACUUAUGGGGCACUUAUGGGUCCGGGAUGUCACUUAUGGGUCGCUAUGGGGCACUUAGGGGCCCAAGGUGGCACUUAUGGGGCACUAUGGGGCACUUAUGGGUCUGGGGUGGCACUUAUGGGGCACUUAUGGGUCCAGGGUGCUACUUAUGGGUCCGAGGUGGCACUUCUGGGUCACUUAUGGGUCUGGGAUGUCACUUAUAGGGCAUUUAUGGGUCCAAGGUGUCACUUAUGGGGCACUUAUGGGUCCGAGGUGGCACUUAUGGGUCGCUAUGGGGCACUUAUGGGUCCGGGGUGUCACUUAUGGGUCACUGUGUGGCACUUAUGGGUCACUUAUGGGGCACUUGUGGGGCACUUAUGGGUCACUUAUGGGUCUGAGGUGUCACUUAUCGGGCACUUAUGGGUCCAGGGUGAUUCUUAUGGGUCCGAGGUGGUGCUUAUGGGGCACUAUGGGGCACUUAUGGGUCUGGGAUGUCACUUAUGGGGCACUUAUGGGUCCAGGGUGGUACUUAUGGGUCGCUAUGGGGCACUUAGGGGUCCGAGGUGGCACUUAUGGGUCUGGGAUGUCACUUAUGGGUCUGAGGUGGCACUUAUGGGUCACUAUGGGGUACUUAUGGGUCUGGGAUGGCACUUAUGGGGCACUUAUGGGUCCAGGGUGGUACUUAUGGGUCGCUAUGGGGCACUUAGGGGUCCGAGGUGGCACUUAUGGGGCACUAUGGGGCACUUAUGGGUCCGGGAUGCCACUUAUGGGGCACUGUGUGGUACUUAUGGGGCACUUAUGGGUCACUAUGGGUCCUUAUGGGUCCAGGAUGUCGCUUAUGGGGCACUUAUGGGUCUGGGAUGUCACUUAUGGGGCACUUAUGGGUCUGGGAUGUCACUUAUGGGUCACUGUGUGGCACUUAUGGGGCACUUAUGGGUCUGAGGUGUCACUUAUGGGUCGCUAUGGGGCACUUAUGGGUCUGGGAUGUCACUUAUGGGGCACUUAUGGGUCACUAUGGGUCCUUAUGGGUCCGAGGUGGCACUUAUGGGUCACUUAUGGGUCCGAGGUGUCACUUAUGGGUCCUUAUGGGUCAGAGGUGCCACUUAUGGGUCACUUAUGGGUCUGGGAUGUCACUUAUGGGGCACUUAUGGGUCUGAGGUGGCACUUAUGGGGCACUUAUGGGUCACUUAUGGGUCCGAGGUGGCACUUAUGGGGCACUAUGGGGCACUUAUGGGUCACUGUGUGGCACUUAUGGGUCACUUAUGGGUCUGGGAUGUCACUUAUGGGGCACUGUGUGGCACUUAUGGGGCACUUAUGGGUCUGGGAUGCCACUUAUGGGGCACUUAUGGGUCCGAGGUGGCACUUAUGGGGCACUUAUGGGGCACUUAUGGGUCACUAUGUGGCACUUAUGGGUUGCUAUGGGGCACUUGUGGGUCUGGGAUUCCACUUAUGGGUCACUUAUGGGUCCAGGGUGUCACUUAUGGGGCACUUAUGGGUCACUUGUGGGUCCAUUUGGCGCAGUUUCUGGCCACGCCGGCCGCCUGGUGCUUGGAUUCCUGGGCUCCGUUCCGUGCGCCAUCUUGCAGGGCCGCUUCCACCUCUAUGAGGGCUACAGCCCGGCCCAGGUCGUGACCCCAAUCCGUACCCUGCACCUUUUGGGGGUUCACACCUUGGUUUUGACCAACGCCGCCGGAGGUUUGGAUCCAAACCUGCAACCCGGGCAGCUGAUGGUCAUCAAGGAUCACAUCGACUUCCCAGGGAUGGCGGGAAGGAACCCCCUGGUGGGACCCAACGACGAGAGGUUCGGGCCCCGUUUUCCCCCCAUGGUGGAUCUUUACGACCCCGAAUUGAGGAGGUUGACUUUGGCUUUGUGCCCCCCGGAAUUGAGGGCGAGGGAGGGGGUCUACGUGGGGGUCGGGGGGCCGAGCUACGAAACGGCGGCCGAGUGUCGGAUGUUGAAGAGGUUGGGGGCCGACGCCGUGGGCAUGAGCACAGUAGCCGAGGCUGUGGCGGCUCGCCAUUGCGGUUUGAGGCUGCUGGGCCUUUCCCUCAUCACCAACGCGGCUCCCGGCACCACGGAGGACGGAUCCGGCGACACGGAUGAAGGCCCCAAAGGACACCAGGAAGUCCUGGAAGCAGCUCAAGCCGGAGCCCGGCACCUCCGUGCCCUCCUGAAAGCUUUAGCGCCGCGUUUGGCUGCGGAACACGCUUAGAACACGCUUAGCGCACGCUAAGGACACGCCAAGGGCGGGAGAGGAAGCGGCCUGGGAUCGGCAUUGGAAGCACUGUGGGAGAGGGCAGGGAUUCGUGGCGUGUUCUUGGCGUGUUCUUGGCGUGUUCUUAGCGUGUUCUUGGCGUGUUCUUAGCGUGGGUUGGCGGUGUGUCGGCCCUGCGGUGGAAUAGCACUGUGCCCGUGUCUCUGCUGUGUUCAUCACGUGUUCGUCCCGUGUCCAUGCCGUGUUGAUCCCAUGUCCAUCCUGUGUCCAUCCCAUGUUGAACCCAUGUCCAUCCCAUGUAGAUCCCGUGUCCAUCCUGUGUCCAUCCUGUGUAGAUCCCAUGACCAUGCCAUGUAGAUCCCAUGUCAAUCCCAUGUUGACCCUGUGUCCAUCCCAUGUAGAUCCCAUGUCAAUCCCAUGUUGACCCUGUGUCCAUCCCAUGUAGAUCCCAUGUCCAUCCCAUGUUGACCCUGUGUCCAUCCCAUGUUGAUCCCGUGUUCAUGCCAUGUAGAUCCCGUGUCCAUCCUGUGUCCAUCCCAUGUUGAUCCCAUGUACACCCCAUGUCCAUCCCAUGUAGAUCCCAUGUCCAUCCCAUGCAGAUCCUGUGUUGAUCCCGUGUUCAUGCCAUGUUGAUCCCAUGUCCAUCCUGUGUCCAUCCCAUGUUGAU